Messenger RNA from Paralichthys olivaceus (Japanese flounder), 2047 nucleotides. It is a transcript of the gene s100v2, whose product is annotated as S100 calcium binding protein V2. Lineage: Eukaryota; Metazoa; Chordata; Actinopteri; Pleuronectiformes; Paralichthyidae. The record is from RefSeq and is a predicted model, not a curated record.
GUAUGUUGGUGGUGCUGCCUCGGAUCUCUGCUCCUUCCUGGCUGCUCUCAUGCUGUGGGAGGAUCCAGGACAGUUGCCAGCUGGUGACAGAGCAGCUUCACUGACACACAGCAGCAGCAGCAGCGGCAACGGCAACAACAGGCAGCUGUAAACGCAGGAAGAAAACUCCCAGUCGACAUGCCUCAGUUCUCAGACCUGGAGAAGGCCAUUAACACGCUGGUCACCCAGUUCCACUCUGCUUCAGCUGACAAUGGUCCAACACUGAAAACUGAUGAAUUCAAAGGUCUUCUGUCCUCCCAGAUGCCAAACCUGGUCAAGGGCAUUGGCACAGAGCAGGGACUGGGCGGGAUCAUGCAGACGAUGGGUGUAGGUGAUGGAGAGGGCAUCUCUUUCAAGCAUUUCUGGAACUUAAUCCAGUCAAUAGCCACGUCACAGCAUGGCCUCCUCAGCGGCCAGAAGGGCACCUCAUGCAGCUGCAUCCUCCUGUGAAGAGUAUGCUUUCUGUCUAACACAUCAGCGAGCUCUGAGUUUCCACUCUGGAAUUUAACCAAACACAGUAACAAAACGUAAAUCAUUCUCCUAUUCAGGUGUCAGACAGAAUACAAAGAUGCAAAGUUUUUUCUGCUCACAACAAACAUAACAAGUUAUCAUGCUGUGGUCUCCAUCUGACUGGUUUCCAUAUCAUGCUCCUGCCUGUAUACUGUCCAGCUUCCUUUGCACCAGUUAAAGUACAAAUUAGGCUAGUUAACAUUUCUCAUUUUGUCCUGUGAUGAAGCUAAACAAAGACACAGUUUAAUAAAUGUGUCCAACAUUCUGCACGCUUGCUUUCUCUCAAUCUCAGGUGUACUUUAUUUCUCUCUUUCUCAUUUUUGUUGGUGGGCCAAUUCAAUAAUUUCAACCAGUAUCAUAUAAUUUCCAACAACAGUGCACCAAAACAGAACAACCUGGGCAGGAGGAGGUCAUGAGGUUGAAUUGAUUAUUGCUGGUUGACCCACAGAGAUAGUGAGUGGGUCUUAAUGGGCUAUAAUACCUCUGCCUUUACAUGUGCUCAUACUAGUGUGACACAUAUUUGACCCCUCAGACAAUUGUAGGUGAUGCAUAAGUUAGUUUGUCUGAUUUUGAAUUAACUGGUGCAAUAGGCUGCUGGACAUAAUUACAGUUAACAUUAUCCUUCCAUUAUUUGCUCUAAUUUAGUUUUUAAUUUGUUUCCCACAUUUAAUGUUGAAUUUUAAUAGUACCUUCUGUCACAAAUAACCGUAGGAUGAAAUUCCCAAUGUUGGGGCCUUCACAGCUUCCUCAGUACAAUUUCCAACAGCUUAAAGCUCACAAGAUGUGAGCUUUAAAAUGAAAGCAAUAUCUCAAAAUGGAGAAGAUCAUUUAUAAUUUUAGAAAAGGGAAUAAGAGCAGGGUCUUGUGGUGUCCAUUUUUAUCACUAGUUAACCGCUUAAAUGCAAAUCAUAUAGUUUAUCUACAGUAAUAUAGUAUACUCAACUUUGCUUGUCAGAAAUGUUCAUUCUUAAGUCUUUUCCAGGCACAUUAAUAUGUGAGCAUGCACCACCGGUUGCGUGGAGAUCAGAUCAUUAUAAACAUAGAAGAAGAACCACCGAUUGACUUGCAGAAACUUUGAAACAUUUAAAUAGAAUUCCUUUGUGACUCCAUAAUAAAUUAUUAUUAACAGUUCACAAUAUAUGUUUAGUCAUAUCGUAAGCAUUAUGCUAAGGCUAGGACAUUAGCCCUUUUCAGUGUAAAACCUUGUCUGAAUCUUUAAGUAUGUGAUUGUAAUCAUCUCAAUUCAAACUCAAAUGCAUUAGUAGUUAAACUGAAACUAAAAAAUGUCAAAUAUUUCAGUGUGUUUAUUCUGUUUCAUCUGGAGAAACCUCCCAAACAGAAACAUCUCAAAAUGUGUGGUUUGAAAGUUUCAAAUAAUAAUGCUUCAUCCUCUGUUAUUCUGCUUUUUCUUUGUAUUUAUAUUUUGUAAUUCUCUGUAUUCUGACCUUUGUGACACCAUAAGAAAAUUGUAUGUAAUAAACAUAUAAAUUAAAAAGUG